Messenger RNA from Mugil cephalus (flathead mullet), 3753 nucleotides. RefSeq names its product transcription elongation regulator 1b (CA150) (gene tcerg1b). Gene Ontology annotation, molecular function: RNA polymerase binding; transcription coregulator activity. Lineage: Eukaryota; Metazoa; Chordata; Actinopteri; Mugiliformes; Mugilidae. The transcript has 21 exons. Gene Ontology annotation, cellular component: nucleus. The record is from RefSeq and is a predicted model, not a curated record. Bases 87 to 3164 code for a protein of 1025 amino acids.
CUGAUCGACGUCAAUGCGUAGCCAAUAGGAAAGCGAGAAACCACGUAGAGGCGUUUCCAGGAAGAGAGCAGUUACAUUUUCCUGUAAUGGCGGACCAGGCGGAGAGCGAGUCUAUCGGGUUCAGCGACAACAGAAUGGCGCAGCAGGCAGUGCGGUUCCGCGGUCCUGCUCCUGCGCCUGCGCCAGCACCCGCACCCACCCAGACCCCAGUGUUGCGUGGCCCGCCGCCACUCCUUAGGCCACCGCCGCCUCCUUUUGGGAUGAUGAGGGGCCCCCCGCCACGUCCCCCGUUUGCACGUCCACCCUUCGACCACAACAUGCCGCCCAUGCCACCACCCGGAGGCAUGCCACCGCCGAUGGGACCUCCUCACCUACAGAGACCUCCGUUCCUUCCUCCUCCCAUUGGUAACAUGCCGCCUCCUCCGGGGAUGCUGUUUCCUCCUGGAAUGCCUCCCGUUCCUGCAUCUGGAAACCCAGCACUCAACCCUACAGAAGAGAUCUGGGUGGAGAACAAGACGUCGGAGGGAAAGGCAUAUUACUACAACGCCAGGACCAGAGAGUCCUCAUGGAGUAAACCAGAUGGUGUGAAGAUCAUCCAGCAGUCUGAGCUCAACCCUCUUCUUGUAGGGGGCGGUGGAGGUUCGGGUGCUAGUGCUGGGGUGACUGUAGCUGCCAGCUCAAGCAGCGUCAACACUACAGCCAGCACAGCAGCCUCGCCCACUCAGGCCCCGUCCACUACCCCCUCCAGUACACUCGCCUCCAGUGCAGACUCCAUAACAACCCACUCCCCAUCCCAGAAUGUGACCAUGGCAGCCACAGUUGUAGCAGACCUCACCCCUGUUGCCACAGUGACCUCAACUGUUCCUGUGUCCCCGGUCACCGUGGUGACUGUUUCCACGGUGCCAUCGCCUGUCACAGCAGUGCAGACCGUGCCACUGUUGCCGGCAGCCCUGCCUCACAGUGUGGCCCAGCCGACCGCAGCCAUACCUGCCUUCCCCCCUGUCAUGGUGCCACCUUUCAGGGUGCCUUUGCCAGGCAUGCACAUCCCUCUACCAGGUGUAGCAAUGAUGCAGAUAGUAGGUGCACCCUGUGUAAAGGCAGGCCCCAGCGCCAACGGCAUGCUUCCUGGUAUGGGCCCGCCUUUAGUUUCCAUGAUGCACCCUCAGCUGGCGCUGUCUGCAGCUCCUGCCUCCAUGGCUGGAUCUCUGCAGCUCCCCGAGUGGUCCGAGUACAAAACAGCCGAUGGGAAAACGUACUACUACAACAACCGGACGCUGGAGUCCACCUGGGAGAAACCGCAGGCUGUUCUGGAGAAAGAAAAAGAAGCAGAAAAGGCCAAGGAGCGCCUCGCCCAGGCCGAAGCUGAGGCGAUGGAGAUGGAGGAUGAAGAAAACAAAGCAGAAGCCGCUAAUAACGACAAGGAGACUAAGGAAGAAGAGAUGACGGAGGAGGAAAAGGCAGCUCAGAAAGCCCGGCCCAUAGCCACAAACCCCAUCCCCGGCACACCAUGGUGUGUGGUUUGGACGGGUGACGAUCGCGUGUUCUUCUACAACCCAACGACGCGGCUUUCCAUGUGGGACCGGCCCGAGGAGCUGGUCGGUCGAUCUGACGUCGACAAGCACAUUCAGGAGCCGCCGCACAAGAGAGGUCUGGAGGACGGCAAGAAGACAGGCAUCAAUAAGGAGGAGCCAGAACUAUCAAUCGCUACUGAAGAGAGUCUGGACGAGGAGCCAAGCAAAGCCAAAAAGAGGAAGAAGGAGGAAAUCAAAGAGGCCGACACGGAGAAGGAGGCAGCGAUGGAGGCAGAGCUCAGAGCUGCCAGAGAAAGAGCGAUAGUGCCUCUGGAGGCCAGGAUGACGCAGUUCAGAGAAAUGCUGCUGGAGAGAGGGGUGUCUGCGUUCUCAACGUGGGACAAGGAGCUUCAUAAGAUUGUGUUUGACCCACGUUACCUUCUCCUCAACCCAAAAGAACGGAAACAGGUGUUUGAUCAGUAUGUGAAGACGCGAGCGGAGGAGGAAAGGAAGGAGAAGAAGAACAAGCUGAUGCAGGCCAAAGACGAGUUCAGGAGGAUGAUGGAGGAGGCGAAGCUCACGCCCAGAACAACAUUUAGUGAAUUUGCCGUGAAGCACGGCCGAGAUCCGCGGUUUAAGACGAUCGAGAAGAUGAAGGACAGGGAGGCUAUUUUCAUCGAAUUCAUCACUGCCAUGAGGAAGAGGGAGAAAGAGGACUCCAAAUCCAGAGGAGAGAAGGUGAAGCAAGACUUUUUCGACCUCCUGAGUGACCAGCACAUCGAGGGAGGUCAGCGGUGGAGUAAAGUGAAGGAGAGGCUAGAGACGGAUCCGCGGUACAAGGCCGUGGACAGCUCCGCACUCCGAGAAGAACUUUACAAACAGUUCAUGGAAAAACAAGCCAAGAACGUGGACAUCGAAAAGGAGCGAGAGAUGGAGCGGCAGGCUCGUAUCGAGGCCAGUCUCAGAGAGCGGGAGCGGGAGGUGCAGAAGGCCCGGUCUGAGCAGACCAAAGAGAUCGACCGAGAGAGGGAGCAGCACAAGAGGGAGGAGGCCAUCCAGCAUUUCAAAGCUCUCAUGUCCGAUAUGGUACGUUCUUCGGAUGCAACGUGGUCAGACACACGUCGCAACCUGCGGAAGGACCAUCGCUGGGAGUCGGCGUCGCUCCUGGAGAGGGAGGAGAAGGAGAAGCUGUUUAAUGAACACGUAGAAGCUCUGGCCAAGAAGAAGAAGGAACAUUUCAGGCAGCUGCUGGAUGAGACCAGCAUGAUCACACUGACAACGACAUGGAAGGAGGUGAAGAAGGUCAUCAAGGAGGAUCCUCGCUGUAUUAAAUUCUCCUCCAGUGACAGAAAGAGACAGCGGGAGUUUGAAGACUACAUCAAAGACAAGUACAUCACAGCCAAGGCUGACUUCAGAACUCUGCUAAAGGAGACCAAGUUCAUCACAUACAGGUCCAGAAAGCUGAUCCAGGAGUCAGAGCAGCAUUUUAAGGACGUGGAGAAGAUUCUUCAGAACGACAAGCGGUACCUCGUCCUGGAGUGUGUCCCCGAGGAGCGCAGGAAGCUCAUCAUGUACUACAUCGAAGACCUGGACCGCCGCGGCCCGCCGCCUCCCCCCACCGCAUCUGAGCCCACCCGACGCUCCACCAAGUGACCAAUCUCGUCUCCACCUCGGCCAGCGUCCUACUCCUCUUUGCCCUCCCUUUGGCCAGAGCAUGACCUCCCCUCAGCGUCCCCUGAACCCCGCCUUCCAGGCCCGCGGCCGGCCUUGCAGUGUUAAUGCUGGGGGUCACGUCACUUAGAGAUGUACCAUAGAGAUGAACGGUUAAGGUCUCUGUGUUAUGUCGCCUCUUAACCCUGAAAUAGUCCUGUAUUUAAGGCGACAGCAGGGAACAGAGGUUACCUGAUCUCGAGGUGACCCUUGACCUCUCACCUCUGACUGACCACAUUAGAGGGAGAGGGAUAGUGAUGAGGAGGCUGCUGCCUGAGCAGCCACACAGGUGUAAGAUAGCCGAUGUAAAUGAAGAUGAGUGUCUGAGUGUGUGUGUGUGCGUGCGUGUGUGUGUGCAUAUGUGAGUAUGUGUGCAUGUGUUUGAGGCGUCCUUCAGCCUUACUGCUCCACUGUGCCAGUCAUUGUUUCAGCGGCUCAGUGUGAAUGUUAGUUUCUGCUCAGUGGUUUACUCCGAUGUUGCAGCAGUUUCUCUGUUAAAUGAAAUAAAGGCAACUUCCACUGUUUUUCAAAA